AUGGACGAUAGAACAGAUAGAAUGAGCCCACCAAGAGGACGUAAGAUUCGAAGAUUAUAUACACAUUCUAACUAUACUUGUGAGAAUAAUGUUAAUAUUAAUUCAGCUUUAAGAAAUGGUUCAUAUGAAACUGUGAAAUGGGAUGAUAAUGAUAAAUAUAAAAAUAAGAUAUUUUGUAAUAAGGUGAGCUCAAUUAUUGAAGAUCCUCUUACAAAUACUUUAAUAAAGGAUCCUUAUACUUCUAAUCUAACUCCAUUACAACUUAAAUAUCUGCAAAAAACAAGAAAAAUUUUAUCAUAUGAAUUAGCUCAUUACAAAUCAGGUAUGCGUCAAUUCUCUUCAAUUCCUGAUUAUCUUCCUUGUGAUAGUUAA
Cryptosporidium muris RN66 is the source of this 372-nucleotide messenger RNA. RefSeq lists its product as uncharacterized. Bases 1 to 372 code for a protein of 123 amino acids. The record is from RefSeq and is a predicted model, not a curated record. The transcript has a single exon. NCBI's taxonomy places the organism in Eukaryota, Apicomplexa, Conoidasida, Eucoccidiorida, Cryptosporidiidae.